AUGGCUCAAGAAUCCGUCCUUCUUACCGGUGCCACUGGCAAUGUUGGUGCAAUCACCCUUGAGCACUUGCUCCGUGCGAACCACAAAGUCAACAUAGUCAUUCGAAAGACGUCCGCUAUCGCGUUCUUCGAGUCCAAAUUUGCCGACGCCGUCAAGUCCGGUCUACUAACGUUCACUGUCAUCUCGGACAUGACUGUUGCUGGAGCCUUUGAUGGGCCUUCUUCAUCCGCGACAGCCAUCGUACAUCUCGCAACUCCCCUUGCAGGCCCUGGAAGUGAUCUCGUAAAAGAGAUGAUCGAGCCGACGUGGACCAUUGACGAGAACAUUCUGGAAGCGGCCAAGAAGAGCAAAAUCGUCAAGAGAGUUGUCAUCUGCGGAUCAAUUGUGCAAACCGUGCUUCUGUCCGAUUUCUUUAAUCCCAAUAUCGUCAUUUCGGAGAAGAACUUCAACCCCAUCACUUUUGAGGAGGCCAAGAACGACCCCCUGUCUGCGUAUGUAUUUGCAAAGACCGACGCGGAGCACAAGACAUGGUCAUGGGUGGAAACGAAUCGACCAGACUUCGAUGUGGUAAUGCUACUGCCGCCCUUGAUCGCGGGACGAAGCCCACAACCAGGAUACAAGCCUAUCGCGAAUGGUCCGGGAGGCAACUCAGCUGUGUAUACCGCGCUGUUGGCUGGAGAUGGCGUUCAAGGUGUUGACAACAUCCUUCCCUUCGUGCUAAACACUGACGACGUGGCCAAAUCCCACGUCACCGCCCUUGAUCGGAACAAAGUCCCUGGCAACGAACGCUAUCUGUUAGUUUCGCCCGAGAUCAUGGACUUGCGAGCAAUUGCAGUCGAUCUCCGUGCCGAAUCUCCCGAGUUGGCCAAGCGGAUUCCUGCACUUCAGCCUAAUCUCGAGCGAAGGGGACCGGAGAAAUUUGCGAAAAUUGACACUUCGAAGUCGGAGGCUGUCUUUGGAACCCAGUGGAAGAGUGGCCAUGACACCAUCAAAGAGGUAGUCUUGGAUGUGGUGAAAUGGGAGAAGGAGAACAAUGUGAACUAG
This is a messenger RNA of Alternaria novae-zelandiae, 1044 nucleotides long. RefSeq lists its product as uncharacterized. Gene Ontology annotation, molecular function: oxidoreductase activity, acting on the CH-OH group of donors, NAD or NADP as acceptor. The record is from RefSeq and is a predicted model, not a curated record. The transcript has 2 exons. Lineage: Eukaryota; Fungi; Ascomycota; Dothideomycetes; Pleosporales; Pleosporaceae. Bases 1 to 1044 code for a protein of 347 amino acids.